AUCAAGUUGGUUACACUGGACUCAUAAACUGGUCUACUUUUCAAGUGAGCUGGAGAAACGAAAAUGGACGACGCUGUGAGCUCAUGAUCAAGUAUUCGUGCGUCAAAAAUUAAGUUGAACGAUAAAAAAUAUCUCGAAGUUUCGAAAAUUUAUUAUGAAGAUUUAUAUAUUUAUGUAUAAUCUUGUAUCGAUCGUUUCGUUGGUGAUAAGUUUUAAGAAAGAUUUAUUAUUAGCAUCGAAUGUCGAGUCAUGGAUCACAGAUCAAAAUUUUACGAAGAUCAUCAACUUGUCGUUUCCCUUCUCUAAAUGUUGCAACGUUCUUUUAACUGAUUCAACGGAAGAUUUGGAAAUAUUUUUCGGUCGAUUCAGAACCAUCUAUCCUUACGAUUAUUUUUUGAAAAGAAACACGAACGAAUACGAGCAAGAAUGUAACGGGUACCUCUUACUGGGAUCGUGUGACGACGAUAUUAUUGGAAUUAUUAGAAAAAUGCCGUCAUCACUCUGGAACACAGAAAUUCUAAUCAUUGUGGACAAUGAUAUUUCUAUUGACUCUAACAUUCUUGAUAAUUCCAUCUAUGGAAUUGCAAGUGUAAAUAUUAUUUCUAUGUCGGGUAUAUGGAAAUUAUCCGACAAUUACUUGAAACCCCGAGUAUUUGCCAAACUUGAUAGAUACGAAGAGAUAAAGAUCGACGAGAAUAUUGAUUUUCGGGGACAAGAAUUACAAGUUUGCAGUUGUUACAAUCCUCCCAUGACUUACUUGAACCGUACAAUUCGGAAAACGAUCAAUGGUUUCGAAGCUGAAGUGUACGCAAUGGACAAUGAUUCGGACUGGGACGGUAUCGAGAUGAGAUUGUUCUUAAUAAUGGCGGAAAAAUUAAAUUUUACGUGGACCAUAAGGAAACCAGACGGAAAUUACACAUACGGGAAACGUUUCAACGAAACACAUUGGCUCGGUGGUAUCAUACAAAUGUUGGUCGAUCGAAAGGUGGAUAUCGCGUUUGCUAGCAUUUGGGUGACAUUGGACCAGAAUGAAUUCGUUACAUUGUCGGUACCUUGGUACGAUGUAUAUCUCCAUUUCUUGGUGCCGCGUCCACGUCGGACCACAAGUUUUUGGGCGUUGAAAAAACCGUUUUCCAAGAAAAUUUGGUGCUUGCUUCUGUCCGCGUUGCUCCUACACAGCCUUUACACUUGCGCUCGUUCGUGGAUCGACUCUAAAUUUCCAAAACGAUAUCGAAAUUUUCUAAUUACUUUUACCGAUUUAAUUGGAUAUUUGUUGAGCAGCUCGGUGCCAAAGACCAAAGUUGUACCAAACAGAGUGGAGAUACUUCUCUGGCAGACCGUAGGAUGGUUAAUAAUUGCUGCAUAUUGCAGUAGUCUCGCUGCUAGACUUGCAACUUGGGAAUACGAAAGGAGGGUGGACAAUUUCAAGCAAUUCAUCGAGGCGAAUUUAUCAUGGGGGAAAUCAGGUCAACCGCCACCGUUUAGCGAUUACUUUGAUCUUAGCGAUCCGCAUUCGGCUCAAUUGCAAAACAGAUACUAUCAGAUCGAGAAUAAUACGCAAUUAGAGGAAUUCAUAAUGCAAGGUAAUUAUGCGAUUUUGGGCAAAAUAAUCGAAACGUGUUUCGUUCCGACCGAUUAUAUAUCGACCGAAAGUCUCAAGAAUUACAGAUUGAUGAGAGAAUCGUUGGGACACUUUUACGCAGCUUUCGCGAUUCAACCACGUCUACUGAAGCCUAUAAAUAAAAUGAUUCUAUGGUUGAAGGAGACCGGUAUUGUUAUUUGGCAUUUACGCGAUGUCAUACGAAGGCGAGGCAAUUAUAAUUUUCGCGAGGUUUUCAUUGAACGUGAUGGAUAUGACGGAAGCGUACAAGUUCUUGGAUUGAUGCCGCUUGGCGCUGGAUUUUCACUCUUACUCGUCGGAUUUUUAAUAUCUACGUUAGUAUUCUGUUUAGAAUUGAAACAUGUCAGUGGAAAAAUAUCUAUACGUUCCUCGAGAUAAAAAAUAUGAUUCAUAGAGAUAAAUAUACAUGUUGAGAUAAAUAUACAUAAGGUAUAUUGUAUAAGCUAAUUGAUUUCAAGGUCGUUUCACUUCGAUUAAUUUAACAAGAGAAGUGAAAAAAUAAUAGAUAUCUGUAAUACAUAUCUAUUAUACAUAUCGAUUCUCUACGAUCUCGCUUUAUUUUUUCCAAUAAUUAAUUACUUAUGUAUUUUUUUCAAUUAAUAAAUGAAUAGCAUUAAUUUUAAUUAGCAUUAUUUAGUAAUAAUUUCAUUGUACAAAGCUACGGUUGAAAAAUAAUAUACACAUAUUUACAUCACGUGUAAAUGUAAGAUAAAGAUUACGUGUCAUUGAAA
Apis florea (little honeybee) is the source of this 2352-nucleotide messenger RNA. RefSeq names its product glutamate receptor U1. Lineage: Eukaryota; Metazoa; Arthropoda; Insecta; Hymenoptera; Apidae. Gene Ontology annotation, cellular component: membrane. Gene Ontology annotation, molecular function: ligand-gated monoatomic ion channel activity. The record is from RefSeq and is a predicted model, not a curated record.